UCUUCUUGAAACUGUUGAGUGUAAAUAGCCACAAGUUCAAGGGUCGUACGUAAGUCGUAACGCACACCAAACAUGCAUGGUUCACCAUCAUGACACGCCUCAUGUCCAAUGGUCGUAGCUUUUCACAAGGGACCUAAGACUCUUAAUUUCACUAUUUAUAAGUGCCAUGAAGUAUAAGCCUAGGAUCAUUCAUCAAAUAUUCACAUUAUAAUUAUUAUUAUAUGAUAGUGUGUUGCAUGUGAUGGAUUUCGGGUCUUCUUUCUACGUGAGCCAAGAGGAGUUCAACCUGUUCCACAGAACAGACAGGGAACUGUACAAGAUCCUUGUGAUGAGCCUUUCCCGAGAACCAACCGAGUCGAUGCAGGUAUACGCAAUGUGGCUGUGGCUGGAGAGGGUGGGGUUUCGCAACGUGGUGAAGAGGGUGUUGUCCUUGCCCAACAUAUUGAUUAACGAAGUGGCGGAGGAAACAGUUAUGUGUCUGAACUGCAUUAGAAGCAACAACUUAAUAAUAGCUUCGGAAAGCACAGAGAUUCCACUUCUCCAAAGCAUGGUGGACAAGGAGAUAUCGGUUCAGUUCAUGCAGGAAAACCGAGUGAACGCGGUUGAGGGGGUGGCGAAGGUGGUGCAAGAGGUGUGCGUGAGGGCCUUCACGGACAUCAUGCAGCAAGCGAUGGUGAGGAACUCGAACGAGGGCCAAAACCAAGGGAGCAGCCAUGGGAAUGGGGCCAAUGGGCCGUUCUGGUUCGGGUCGAUUGGGCCGGCGAAUGUGGCGGCGGAUGAGAGGACGCUGUUUGUGACGUUCUCGAAGGGGUACCGCGUUGAAGAGUGGGAAGUGAGAGAGUUCUUUGUGAUGGCGUAUGGGGAUUGCAUUGAGGCGCUGUACAUGCAGGAAGUGCAACCGAAUGAACAAGCGCUCUUCGCUCGCAUUGUUUUCCGCAUGGUUUCAACCAUUGACAUGAUACUCGGAGGGGCUUCCAAAGCCAAGUUCAGCAUCAAUGGGAAGCAUGUUUGGGCCAGAAAGUUUGUGCCUAAACGAACCGCUACAAGGACUAAUUUGCUUCCAAACUUCCCCGGGGAAUCCUCUGCUUCUGGAUCCCCAUCCGGAUCCUAGUACUCCUACUCGAUCAUUUGCAUUCCUGCCUUUUUUGUUUUUCCCUGUAUAUCGUGUUGUUUCUGAAGUCUAGAUUUCUAUAUAUGUCAUUCUCAUAUGUUUUCAUCAGACAAGCCUUAGUCCAUCUUCUUCAAAUCUAUGUAUCAUCUCCUCCAAAGAUUUUUCGAUGGUGACAAAUGUA
Molecule: messenger RNA, 1292 nt
Organism: Cajanus cajan (pigeon pea)
Lineage: Eukaryota; Viridiplantae; Streptophyta; Magnoliopsida; Fabales; Fabaceae
Source: RefSeq, a predicted model, not a curated record